Pan troglodytes (chimpanzee) is the source of this 3504-nucleotide messenger RNA. It is a transcript of the gene URI1, whose product is annotated as URI1 prefoldin like chaperone. Gene Ontology annotation, biological process: negative regulation of transcription by RNA polymerase II; negative regulation of phosphatase activity. The transcript has 11 exons. The record is from RefSeq and is a predicted model, not a curated record. NCBI's taxonomy places the organism in Eukaryota, Metazoa, Chordata, Mammalia, Primates, Hominidae. Gene Ontology annotation, molecular function: phosphatase inhibitor activity; chromatin binding; transcription corepressor activity. The coding region runs from base 345 to 1958 and encodes 537 amino acids.
GCUUGCUUCCGGCGUGCCGCGAGAGGCGGGGCGUGUGGGGAGGCGCGGCCGCCACGGGACGCCUGGCUGGGCCCGCACCGGAGAGGCGUCUCGGUACCUGGCAGGCGGCCUGCUACUCGGAGCCCGCUGCGGGGCGGCGGCGGCGGCGGCGACAUGCACGUGUGAGAUGCGGCAGCGGGCGGCGCGGACGCGAGCUGCGGCGGCGGCGGCGGGCGCGGCCUCCUGGGCGCGGGGCGCGCGGUGCCUGAGGGCGGGCGCGCGGGCGCUGGGCAACCGCCGGCCGCGCCGCCUGCGCAGGCGCUGGUUUAGGACUCACACGCCGCGCUGAGGCCCGCGGGCCCGUCAUGGAGGCGCCCACCGUGGAGACGCCCCCCGACCCCUCGCCCCCUUCGGCCCCGGCCCCUGCCCCGGUUCCGUUGCGCGCCCCGGAUGUGGCGCGGCUGCGCGAGGAGCAGGAAAAGGUGGUCACUAACUGCCAAGAGAGAAUCCAGCAUUGGAAGAAGGUAGAUAAUGACUAUAAUGCCCUUCGAGAAAGACUCAGCACCUUGCCUGAUAAAUUGUCUUAUAAUAUAAUGGUACCAUUUGGCCCUUUUGCCUUCAUGCCAGGAAAACUUGUCCAUACUAAUGAAGUCACUGUUUUACUGGGGGACAACUGGUUUGCAAAGUGCUCAGCAAAGCAGGCUGUAGGUUUAGUUGAGCACCGGAAAGAACAUGUAAGAAAAACAAUAGAUGACUUAAAAAAAGUGAUGAAAAAUUUUGAAUCCAGAGUUGAAUUCACAGAAGAUUUGCAGAAAAUGAGCGAUGCUGCAGGUGAUAUUGUUGACAUACGAGAAGAAAUUAAAUGUGACUUCGAAUUUAAAGCAAAACACCGAAUUGCUCAUAAACCGCAUUCCAAACCAAAAACUUCAGAUAUUUUUGAAGCAGAUAUUGCAAAUGAUGUGAAAUCCAAGGAUUUGCUAGCUGAUAAAGAACUGUGGGCUCGACUUGAAGAACUAGAGAGACAGGAAGAAUUGCUGGGUGAACUUGAUAGUAAGCCUGAUACUGUGAUUGCAAAUGGAGAAGAUACGACAUCUUCUGAAGAGGAAAAGGAAGAUCGUAACACAAAUGUGAAUGCGAUGCAUCAAGUGACAGACUCUCAUACUCCUUGUCAUAAGGAUGUUGCAAGUUCAGAACCAUUCAGUGGUCAAGUGAAUAGUCAGUUGAACUGUUCAGUGAAUGGUUCCAGUUCUUACCACAGUGAUGAUGAUGAUGAUGAUGAUGAAGACGACGACGACGAUGACGACAACAUUGACGACGAUGGUGGUGAUAACGACCAUGAGGCUUUAGGGGUUGGAGAUAAUUCUAUACCAACAAUAUAUUUUUCACAUACUGUUGAGCCUAAGAGGGUCCGAAUAAAUACUGGAAAGAAUACCACUUUAAAAUUCAGUGAAAAGAAAGAAGAAGCCAAACGUAAACGAAAGAACAGCACUGGCAGUGGCCACUCUGCCCAGGAGCUGCCGACCAUCAGGACGCCUGCAGACAUUUACAGAGCCUUUGUUGAUGUUGUGAAUGGAGAAUAUGUCCCUCGCAAAUCCAUCCUGAAGUCUCGAAGUAGAGAGAAUAGUGUGUGUAGCGACACCAGUGAAAGCAGUGCUGCUGAAUUUGAUGAUAGGCGGGGAGUUUUGAGGAGUAUCAGCUGCGAAGAAGCCACUUGCAGUGACACCAGUGAGAGCAUUUUGGAAGAGGAACCACAAGAAAAUCAAAAGAAACUUUUGCCCUUAUCAGUAACACCUGAGGCUUUUUCUGGAACUGUUAUAGAAAAAGAAUUUGUAUCACCUUCCUUAACACCACACCCAGCCAUUGCUCAUCCUGCACUACCCACUAUUCCAGAACGAAAGGAAGUUCUGUUGGAAGCAUCAGAAGAAACUGGAAAGAGGGUUUCAAAGUUUAAAGCUGCCAGAUUGCAACAGAAAAACUAGGCCCUGUCUAGGAAAUGGGAAUUUACAUCCUAAAACCUAGUUGUUCAUUUGUUUAGAAUAUCUAUAGCAAAAUAGGUUACAUGUGGUUUGAAAUAAGGUAUCCUGAGUUACUUUGGCAACAAGUUCUUUUACCCUUACCAGUGGUAUUUGAAAAAAAUCAAGGUAACUGUCUGAAUACUUUAAUAUCAGCUUGUUUUGUUAAUUCUCUGAAUACUGUCAACACUCUUGUCUAAGUUUGCCUUUAUGAUGCAGUGGCAGCAUUUUGAAUUACUUUUCAAAGAAUACUGUUCAUAUGCAUUGUUUUUGUGUUUCAAACUAAAUACAGGCAGUUUUGUGCCAGCUGUGAUAUUGUGCAUACCAUAUGGACCAUUUUAAAGAAAAAUUUUAAAAUUUCAAAUAGAUUCAACAAUUACAUUACUUGCUUUCACAUUUUAAAGGCACUUUAAAAAAAUCUACUUCUCUUGUAGGUUUUGCGGCUAGUUGGCUAUUCAAGAAACCUCGCCCCUCUGAAUGUCAUACUGUAAUCUUUAAGGAAGAAAGCUACAUGAAUUAAUUGUACUCUAUGGGAAAAUUUCUUUGGAAAGAUAUUUUGUAAAACUUUUUUUUCCAAGUAAAAACUUUAUGAAACUUGGUCUCAAAAAUGUUGUGAACUUUAUGAUUCAAAAUUGAGUACAGAUAUGUCCUUGAUUCAUAUGUAUGCUACAUGUAUCACACAACAGAUCUGGAAUUCUUUCAGUUCCUCAGAUACUUCUCCCUUAGUUUUUGCAGUUUCACUGGGAUUAUGUUUUGGGAAACAAGGAAAGGUCUAGAUGCUUAAACAUUUUAAAUAAAAAUUCCUUACAGUUUCAUCUUCCCAACAUUUUCAUUCUUUAAGGCUACUUUCCUACUAACUGAAAUAACACAUUUACUUUUACCACAAUUCCUCAAAAUAAAGAAAUUUAUUCUAACAUUGAAAAUAACAUUACAAGUUAAUCAUUAGCUUGAUGCAUGCUAAAAUGUAGCUUUUAAAAAGCAUUCUGCAUUAGUACUAAAAUAAGCCAUCAAUGCCAGUCCACCCUCUAUUCAUGGCUAAAUAUUUAAAGGUUAUUUAUAGCUUCUUUAAUGAAUUCUUCUUAAACAAAGUGAAAUUAUGUCCUAGAAAAGUAGAAGCUAUUCGUAACUAGAGCAGUGCAACUUUAAAGUUUUAUGAAUAUGUAUUUUAAUGACAAGGGGGCGAGCUUGCAUCCCCUCUAGUUAAUGGAUAAUUCAAACCGAGGACUGAUUUUGAAAGAUCACCUAAAAAUGUAGAUUUGUUGUUUAGUAAAUUUAGAUCAACUAUGCAUAUAUUUUGUAGUUAAAUCUUUCAGUCCAUGCCCCAACCUUCACCAAAACCAAAGCAGAAAUUACACACACAAAGAUGCUCCCGUUAGGAAUUGCUAUUCACAUGAGGCUUUCUGUGCUAGAUUUUUUUCUCAGAAACAAACUUUACUGUAGGACUAUUGUGGUGUUCUUAACAGAUUUGUAAUUUCAAGAUGCGUGUCAUUAAAUAAUUUUUCAUGUUCACAAA